AUGGUGGACCAACAUCAGCAUCUUAAUUCAACCGGUUCAACCGAGCAGGCGAAAGGUACAAGCCAAGCCAACAGCUCGCUUCAAUCUGGAAAAAGGCACACAGAAUUCAGCUGCGGAUUCUCCCAGCAACGACGCAGACCUUGA
Podospora pseudopauciseta is the source of this 144-nucleotide messenger RNA. RefSeq lists its product as uncharacterized. The transcript is spliced from 2 exons. The record is from RefSeq and is a predicted model, not a curated record. The coding region runs from base 1 to 144 and encodes 47 amino acids. Lineage: Eukaryota; Fungi; Ascomycota; Sordariomycetes; Sordariales; Podosporaceae.